CCCAGGCUCCCGGUGCGGUGAAUGCCUCUUUCACCAGCAGUUCCCCACUUCCCCAAAAAGCAUCACCUUGCCAGCUCCCUUCCUCCCACCAGCUGCCAGGAAAAAAAAUUAGGGCAAGGACAGGGAGCGAGAGCAAAACCAAUGAACUUGUUUCCAGCUUUUCCUUCAGAUCAGCCGUCCAGCACCGGGAGAAAAAUAUUUCUCCUGUAAAAAAACUCCCCUCUCUGUGCAGGCUCCGAUCCCGUCGUCACUGGGACACUGGCUGGAGACUUGGUCUCAGCUCGGCAGCAGAAGACACCGUAUCACCAUGAGUUCAUGGAGCCAUGAGGAUGGCCUGAGCCCCACGGGGACACCCUGGGCCCUGUGGGGACCUGCCACCUGCCUUCCAGUGGAACUGUACAGGAGCUGUCACAGCUCUGUGUUAGCAGCGUGGUGCAGAUGGAGAUGCUGAGCCACAGCAUGGAGCUGGGUGGGAGCACACAGCAGGUGUCCUGACAGGUGUUCUGGACUGUUCACUUCCCGACCCCUCUGCUGCACCCUGAUGGAGCCCGCCAGAGCAGCCACCUGGGGCACCCCUCACCCUGACACGGGUGGGCACAGGUUUGGCCACGUGUGGCAUCCACGAGUCCCUCACCAGAGCUCCGGUGCCACCACAGUGAGAGGUGCCCGGCAUUACUGGUGGGGAGCACGGAGUCCCUGCUCUGCAGGACGUGACCAACUCCAGGCCUGCGCUUGCUCUGGGAGCUGACGGCUGUAUUUACGGAUUGGGUGGAAAUCCAGAAGGCUUCGUCAAACGUCCCACGGGCCCCGGGCCUGCCCCUGCCCGCGGCUCGGACACGUCACAGACACGCCUGUGGGCCUGCGAAUGGUCAGCCAUGGAGGACAGCCCGGGGGGGACACGGCUCAGUGGGGUGGGCUGCCUUGGUGAGGACGACAGCCAUGAGCCCCGUUCAGCCACCACUCGCCAUACAAGUCCCCUCAGCCACAAGCCUCUCUCUGGCCACGAUCCCCUUGUCCAUGAGCCCCCUGGCGAUAAUGCCCCUGGCAACCAGUGCCCUUGGCCAUAUUGCCCCAAACCAUAAGCGCCCCCCAUCCCAUUGCCCACCCACCCACGCCGUGCAGGCGCCGUGGGGACCCCACCGCGAGGUGGCCAGGGGCACGUGGGGAUGCCCUGGAGCAUCCUCGGGGAGUCCCCGGUCUCUCGCCCCCCAGCCACGGGCUAUGCGGGGCCCUGCACCGAUAUCGAGUCUGUUUAAGGAAGCCCGACCCAAACUGGCCCCCGGGGCUUGCUGCGGCGGCGGGGCCGGGCCGGGGGCGGGGGCGGGGGGUGCGCUGAGCACGGCGGGUCCCAGCCCGCCCCUUCCCCGCCCGCCGCCUCCGCCAUGGGCGCCGCGGGGCCGCUCUGCGUCCUCCUCCUGCUGCUGGGCACCAGGACCGGGACUGGCACCGGCACCGGGACAGCGCCACCUCGCCUGGUACUCGCCCUCCUGGCCCGGAACGCGCAGCACUCGCUGCCGCACUGCCUGGGAGCCCUGGAGCGCUUGGACUAUCCCGCAGGCAGCAUCGCCCUGUGGUGAGGCAGCGAGACCCCCGCGGGGAGCAGGGACGCCGCGGUGUGCAACAGACCACAACUUGGACAACACGACAGCAAUGCUGCAGGAGUGGCUGGGGGCGGUGGGGAAGGACUAUCACUCGGUGGCCUGGAAGGUGCAAGAGGAGCCCAGCUCCUACCCUGAUGAGCUUGGUCCCAAGCACUGGAGUGACAAACGUUAUGAAAACGUGAUGAAAUUGAAGCAGGAAGCUCUCACCUACGCCCGGGAGCAGCAGGCAGACUACAUCCUGUUCAUGGACACUGACAGCGUCCUGACCAACAAUCAGACCCUCAAGUUUCUCAUGGCGCAGAACAAAUCAGUGGUGGCCCCCAUGCUGGACUCGCAGACCUUCUACUCCAACUUCUGGUGUGGCAUCACACCCCAGGGGUACUAUCGCCGGACAGCCGACUACUUCCCCACCAAGAACCGGCAGCGGGUGGGCUGCUUCCGUGUCCCCAUGGUCUAUGCCACCUUCCUGAUCGACCUGCGGAAGGAGGACACCUUGCAGUUGGCUUUCUACCCGCCCCAUCCCAACUACACCUGGGCCUUCGAUGACAUCAUUGUCUUUGCCUACUCCUGCCAGGAGGCUGGUGUGGAGGUCCAUGUGUGCAACCAGCACCACUUUGGUUACAUCAAUGUUCCUGUGAAGGCCCACCAGACACUGGAGGAUGAUCAUGCCAACUUUGUGCAUCUCACACUGGAGGCAAUGGUGGAUGGUCCCCCCAUGCAGCGCUCCAGGCACAUUUCUCUCCUGCCCAGGCCACUCACAAAAAUGGGCUUUGAUGAAGUCUUCCUAAUUAACCUGGUGCGGAGGCCAGACCGGCGGCAGCGAAUGCUGGCAUCCCUGCAGGAGCUGGAGAUCAGUCCACGGGUGGUGGAUGCUGUGGAUGGCAGCACCCUCAACAGCAGUGACAUCAAGGUGCUGGGUGUGGACUUGCUACCCGGCUACUACGAUCCCUUCUCCGGCCGCACGCUCACCAAGGGCGAGGUUGGCUGCUUCCUCAGCCACUAUAAUAUCUGGAAGGAGAUCGUGUCCAGGAGGCUGGAGCGGUCAGUGGUCUUUGAGGAUGAUGUGCGCUUCGAGGCUGCCUUCCCAGCACGGCUGCAGCGGCUGAUGGAGGAGCUGGAGCAGGCACAGCAGGACUGGGACCUCAUCUACCUGGGGAGGAAGCAGGUGAACGAUGAGGAUGAGGCACCUGUGAAAGGCGUGCGGAACCUGGUGGUGGCCGGGUACUCGUACUGGACACUGGCCUACGCCAUCUCCCACCAUGGGGCACGGAAGCUGCUGGCCACCAAACCCCUCUCCAAAAUGCUGCCUGUGGACGAGUAUCUGCCCAUCAUGUAUGACAAGCACCCCAAUGAGGAUUACAAGCGGCACUUCUCCCCACGGGACUUGCUGGUGUUUUCGGCUCACCCCCUCCUGGUUUAUCCCACUCAUUAUGCUGGGGACAGCAACUGGCUGAGUGACACUGAGACUUCCACCAUCUGGGAUGAUGAUGCCAAGAAGACUGACUGGGUUGGCUCACAGAAGACACUGCGGGACUCAUGGGGCAGUGCUGGCCACCUCCGCUCCACGGCCCAUGACGAGCUCUGAUGGGAUGAGGGAUGGUGAUCCAGCUGGGAGCACCGUGGGAAAGGACCUUACACUGCCCACUCUCACUCAGGAGAUGCAGCUGCCCUGGACAGAACCCUACAGGAUUCUUCAAAUCUGCAUGUGACGAAUCCACCCAAGGCAGGAUUUGCCCCAGGAAAGCCUUUCCCUACCAAGUGGAGAGACCAGAGGAGUGCUGUGCUCCGUCUCUGCUGAGGACACGUCUCCAGGAGAGUCCCAAUCAAUGCCAACUCUGCUGUCUCCCACCAGCCUGGACUUGGGGGACUGGACUUUGGGCUGGCACAUGUGGUGGCCUCCUGCCACUGACUGGGCUUGUCCCUCAUGCCAUGCCUGGGUGGAAGCCCAGGGAGGAUUAAAGCAGACUGUUGGAGCUGAUGUGCUGGGUGCUGGCAUUGGCCCAAGUUCCCAGGGCAUUACCCCACUGGGGUCACCGUGGUGCUGCAGGGGCGAGGGUUUGGCAGUUCCCCCAGCUGGGAACUUUGGGAAUGAAAUCUGUAAGGGGGAAAGAAAGGGAAGGAGAGAGGUGAAGGGCAGGAAGAUUGAAGCUCACCCUUGGGGUCUGGGUGGGAAAGAUGGGUGGCAUCUUCACAGAGCUUAGCUCUCCUGUGGGAGUGGAGGGGAUGGAGCAGCAGGUGGAGGCCUUGGUAGCAGACACCCACAGUGAGAUGUCUGAGACUACCAAGUGAUUCAGGAAAGCAUCAUUUGGGGCAGGUUGAACAGCUACAGCACGGACCUCCUGAAGGAAAACAACCAGGUCCAUAUCACACGGGACCAGAAGAUCCAAGUGGAUCUCCUGGAGAACAGGGAGGAGACGGCCAAGUGCCUAUUUUGCAAGUGCAGGGUCCCAGCCAGUAUAGACAUGGGUGAGGAAGGGAUGACAGGUUGGACACACUUUUGCUUCCUGGCUUUUCCCCUGGUCCAGGCAGCCUCAGUGCUCCAGGAGGAGCUCAGGAGCUGGGGAUGGAGCAGAAGAAUGUCUGGUGCCAGCUGGAGCAGAGGAUGGAGGCAGCAGAAACACUGUGGUAUAUGUCAGUCAGCAAGUGUCCCAGUGCUUGUUCCAGUGCCUGCAGGAGGAGCUGCCUUUGCUGGGUGUCUCAGUAUUCCUGGGAUACAAUGCUGGGCAGGACAUGCUGGCACAGCCCAGGACUCCGAGACACACCAGUGGUGAGGACACACUGCCUCAGUUUGCCCUCUCCACCAUGAGAACUGCAACGGGUCUGCGGGAAGCCAGAACUCCUGCAGCUGUUGGAAACUCCAGAGUUUCAGCCAAAACCACUGAACUCAAAAACACUGUGAGGCCAGCCCUGAAACUUGCUGCAGCUCAGUGGGAGCAGCACGCUAUGAGAUUCCAGGCUCUUUGUGCUUGCCAGUUUCUCAACAAAGCUGAAGUGCCUUUGGACUCUACAGAAGUAGCUCCUACUGCUCCCCAUGUCUCACUAGAAGCCUCGCUCCAAACUGGGCUGGUCGAACAGGGAUGGGAACACGGAUUUGAGCUGCAAUGCCAAGGACAACCCAAGCCUGGCAGGCAGUGCAUGGAAGAGAGGCAGGAGCACGGCAGAGUCAGGGUCCCCCAUUGUGACACUCCCCAGAAGCUGAAUGGGUGCUGGCCCAGCCAAAGCCUGCAAGGUCUGACCAGCACAAGGAUGUACAAGAAGCUCCACAGCUCAUAGCACCAACUCUGCUGUAGAAAUCAUCACUGAGUAAAAGGAAUUUUCAAAACCGUU
Molecule: messenger RNA, 4928 nt
Organism: Vidua chalybeata
Lineage: Eukaryota; Metazoa; Chordata; Aves; Passeriformes; Viduidae
Gene: CERCAM
Product: cerebral endothelial cell adhesion molecule
Exons: 16
Coding region: 940-3186 (748 amino acids)
Source: RefSeq, a predicted model, not a curated record